CGGCGAGCGUUCGGGGCGACUUCGUGGAGCCCCAGGAACCCGUCACCUACCUCCGCUCCCCGACCGACUCCCCGACCCGCUUACCCUGUCAGUACAAGGUGGAGGGGGAGGCGCAGGUGGUGCAGGUCACCUGGAGCAAGGAGCUCCCUGAUGGCACUGAGGAGAUGAUCAUCCUGGCCCACUUCACGGAGGGGCAAAAGUCGUUUGGGCCUUACGCCAGCCGAGUAAAGUUCGAGAGCCUUGAGCCCACGAAGAACUCGGCUCUGAUCAUCAUCAGCACGCAGGAGUCUGAUGAAGGCAGCUACACCUGCAAAAUCUCCACCUUCCCCGACGGAAACUUCGAGCGAGGCGUCGAGCUCACCGUCUGGACUCUACCCAUCUCCUCCGUGGACCCCCUCGUGGUGGUGGAGGGUCAGCUGUACGGCGUGGUGGCGACCUGUCGGGCCGUGGGGCGCCCGCUCCCUGAGCUGUCCUGGGACACCGACCUGCGCGGCACGUCCCAGCGCCGGGUCAGCGAAGGAGGCGCCGUGUCCAUCCACUACUCCCUGCGCCCGGAGCGCUGGAUGAACGGGAGGAAGCUGGACUGCCUGGUGGCGCACCCGGGUCUGGAGCAGCCACGCAGGAUCUCCAACAACCUGGUGGUCUUAUAUCCCCCAGAUCCCAUCAUCUCCACUCCCACCUCAAAGUGGGAAGUGGGUAUGGAGAAAGCUGAGCUGGUCUGCAGCGGUCGGGGAUACCCCGAGUCUCAGGCCAUCACCUGGAAAUGGGAAGGAGGAGCUCUGCCCAAAGGGGUGCGUGUGAGUGGAGAGAAACUUGUGUUUGACCGGGCCCUCCAAGCCAACGACAGCGGGGUCUACGAGUGUAAAGUCAAGAACCCUCUGGGAGAAGGAAAAGACGAGUAUAGAGUACUAAUAUUAGCAGAAUCAGGAACUGACAUCCCCGACGUUGGCAGGAAGCUGCUGAUCAUCAUCGGCGUUGCAGCCGGCGUGGCGGUCACGAUGCUGGUCGUCGUCGUCCUGCUCGUCAGACGCCGACAUCAAAAGAAAACCAAGAAUCUGAAGAUGCAGCUGAAGGAAAAAACGGAAGAAAUCGACAACCUCUCGAGGCCGGGCUCCGUCAGGAGGCUGAACUCAGACCUCAAAAUGCAGAGUGAAGAAUACAUCCUGCUCAAAAUAGACAAGCGGACGCUGAACAGCCAAAUGUCUUUGGAGCGUCCCGUCUUUAAAGGCAGCCAGUCCACCAUGGGUGGGAACUGGGGGUCCGGAGGAGUGGUGGACCGGGAUGAGUACGGACGUCCCGUGGUCUGGCGCGAGGACGAGGAGAGCCUGAGAGCCGUGGAGCUGGACGGGGAGAAGGAGGAGCGCAGGAGGAGGGUGGAGUCGUACGUGAAGAACAGCAACAUGUCGCUGGACUCAGGUCUUCCAUCGUCACUGGUUCCCAUGAAGCCUCAGCAUGACGACUGCACUGGACCCAGAGAGCCCGACCUGGGUCACCAGCAGGAGGGGAGCCCUGCGUCCGGGGACGAGUGGCUUCCCACCCGGUCUGAAGCGGACGAGGACGAGGGGAGCUGCAGCUCCCACAAGAUCUCCACGACCCUCGCCAAUCAUUUUUACUACUACAACGGGGUCCUGAGGCCGAGGCCGCACUCCAACGCCAUCCUGCUGCACCCCCAGCCCCAGAUCAUCUGAGCCUCAGGACUCUCCUCCAGAACUCACAAACUGUUCCCGCAGUGACSACAAACUUCACAGAGUGCAACUCUGCACACAAAAACUGCAUUUUAAUUUUUUAUUUGGGAGUUUUUAAUUAUUUUGGGGUCUUUUUUUAUGCCUUUUUGGUUUGUUACAAGAAGAAAAACGACACUGAGGAAUCCAACACAGCAAAGAUCCACAGUUGGAUUUUUUAAAACUUAAUAUUUAGAAAAUCUGAGGCACAAACUGUGAGUGAAACUCUUCUUAUCCCAGAGUAUAAAAGGAAAUAUGCUAAAUAUAAAGUGUUCUUGUUGAAUUACACUUGAAAACCAUUUUAAAUUUUGUAUUUUGGUUACACUGGAACAAUUUAASAUAUGCUGUUUUAGUUAGGGCGCUCACGUGGAAGAGAAUUUGUGUCUGUAUAUAUUUUAUAUGUAGUCAGUAACCCACAACACUGAGCACUUGCUUUACAUUGACUGGGUUAAUAUUAGCUUUUAAAGUGUCUGUGACAUGCAUARCCUUCAAAUACAGAAAGCCGAAGGAAACCUUAAGAAAUGUUAUCCAUUUUGCCCCUUAAUUGGCAUAUUUUCUUCUG
This is a messenger RNA of Austrofundulus limnaeus, 2283 nucleotides long. It is a transcript of the gene nectin4b, whose product is annotated as nectin cell adhesion molecule 4b. Gene Ontology annotation, cellular component: adherens junction. The record is from RefSeq and is a predicted model, not a curated record. Gene Ontology annotation, biological process: heterophilic cell-cell adhesion; homophilic cell-cell adhesion. NCBI's taxonomy places the organism in Eukaryota, Metazoa, Chordata, Actinopteri, Cyprinodontiformes, Rivulidae.